This is a messenger RNA of Stylophora pistillata, 1535 nucleotides long. Its product is annotated as carbonic anhydrase 2. The record is from RefSeq and is a predicted model, not a curated record. Gene Ontology annotation, molecular function: carbonate dehydratase activity; zinc ion binding. NCBI's taxonomy places the organism in Eukaryota, Metazoa, Cnidaria, Anthozoa, Scleractinia, Pocilloporidae. Gene Ontology annotation, cellular component: cytoplasm.
GUCCUUUGAAAGAAUUUCAAGCCAGUUAACUGCGAUGUAUUUUCUGUGGCUAAUUUCUAUGAUCGCUGCGGCCAUGUGCCAAGAGUACGGCUAUAUGUCUGAACAAGGAGUCCCGACUCCAAGUAACUGGUCCAAGGUCUUUCCGUUGUGUGGAGGAAAAUUCCAGUCUCCCGUAAACAUCGAAACAAAGAAAGUGAAGAAGAAAAGCUAUCCUGAUCUUAAGAUUAGCUUUGACAACCCAUGCGGCCGAGUGACUGGAGAACUACUUAAUGCUGGCCAUUCUCCUGUUGUCAACAUCGACAGUUCAAAGGGAGGCGCUAAACUCAGUGGCGGUCCUUUGGAUUGUGACGAGUACGCUCUUCAACAAUUCCAUUUUCAUUUUGGAUGCGAAAAUAGUCGUGAUGAUCCGGACGCUGUAGAAGAGGAAGAGGUGGACGCAAAAAAGAAAAUAAAAUACUACACUUACAAGGGCUCCCUUACCACACCUCCCUGCUAUGAAUCUGUCACCUGGAUCGUUUUCAAGGACAAAAUCAAGAUCUCCAAUACCCAGCUCAAAAAGUUCAGGAAGUUGAAGGCUCAGUAUGGAGGUGCUCCAGGUUUGAUGUGUGACAACAUUAGGCCUGUACAACCGUUGCACAAACGCAAGGUGUACUCUGUCCUCUCCAGCCGAGACUGAAAGGACAAUCACCUUGUUUUGCUAAUAACCACUCACCCUUACAAAGGCUCCAAAUAUAAACCGCACAAGGAAUGAAAAUGUCGCUUUAACACUGCACAUCAUCACAGUACUUAUCCGGAAGUGUCCUAAUACAGCUCCGCAUGCUGCAACACAAACUAUCUCUGUUUGCAGCUGAGCCAGGAAGCGAGAAAUUUCGAACCUGGAUGUUCGACACAUCUAAAACCAAUAUUGUAGCCCACGAACAAGUUUCUGAGAAUUUUCUUCCCUUAAAUCUUUCUCUUCGCCCAUGAAACUUCUCACGCUCUGGUGAAUCACUUAAUGAAUUCCUAACAUAGACAGCGCAUAAGCUUUAAACAGAGGUUAGAUGUAUCUGCUGGAUAUUUCAUAAAAAAACGGGGCGGGGAAGGGAGACGCGAGGGUCUUACCAUGACUCCGGUCCCAUUGGCCAGAAGAUUCUGUAUCAUCAAACUGUUAAAACUAUCAUGAUGCAUCCUUACCUCUCUCCCCCCUCUCCCCUCCCCCCUGUCCAUGGUUACCGUCUCGGGUCAAGAGGAUAUGGACUGAAUUUCCUGUCUUUGAAGGGGGAGGGGGUGGUAGGAGUUAGGAAUGAUGCAGGGUAGGUGGACAGGGGGAUGAAAGCGUAUUUUGUAAUAGUAUUUUGAUUUCUAAUAUUUUUGUUCACGACGCCCGAAUUCAAGGAAAAAACAUGUAAUAGUUUGCUAAAACAGAACAAAAAACCUGUAAAAAUGGGGAUGAAAAACAAAAGAGGCAACGGGAUUGGGGAAAAUUUACUCAAAUUAUGACUACAAAUUUGUAAAAUGUCAGCGUUUUUUUUAAUAAAAUCUAAUCAUUGAAUAUA